Molecule: messenger RNA, 2538 nt
Organism: Aspergillus clavatus NRRL 1
Lineage: Eukaryota; Fungi; Ascomycota; Eurotiomycetes; Eurotiales; Aspergillaceae
Exons: 1
Coding region: 1-2538 (845 amino acids)
Source: RefSeq, a predicted model, not a curated record
AUGGCAACUCCUGGGACAGCUCAACUGCCAGCUGGAGAAAUUUCCCCUGGCUUGUCAGAAAACGAGCAAGUGAGGGAAUACGAGAAGAUCUUGAGAAUUAGCGACGAUAUCUUCUCUGGUGCUCACCCUAGGUUGAAAGUUCCUCAGCAAUUUGUGCGCAAGACCAUGUCUCGCAAUGCUCCCAAUCCCCCAACCCCGACAAGACAAGCUCAGGUAAAGACUGCUGGAGGUCAGGUAUAUUCUCAGGGUAAACCAUUCCAGCCCAAGCCGGCGACAAUAGGUGUCGCAAAUGCGCAGACCGCAAAACCCAAUGGUCCGUCUGCUGCGACCGCUUCUCCUGCGUCUUCGCGUAUUGUUCCCAAGCCUACGUCGGAGAUUGAUCCCAUCUUCUUGACCAAAUCCGAUGAUUUAGUUAGAGCGGAGCUGCAGUUGCAGCGACAAAGGGUGGAGAGAGCGUUGCGUGAGCAGUUGGAGCACAAAAAGCAGGAGUCCAGGCAGCGAGUCGCCAUGCAGGACGCGAAACCUGACUUUGACGUCUCAGACGUUCUGAACAGGGCCUUUGAGCUCGUCCCUCCAUCACCAUCCAUUGAGGCCCCUGGGCCCAAUGUCAUGGAAGCUCCUAGUGACUCGUAUGAUGAGUCCUUCGACUCCAGUAGAGCCGCUGACUCUCCGGUCCAGCAGAAGCCGGCUUCGGCGCCUCCGUCUAGCUCAGAGGAUUCUGCUGCUGAAGCUCCAGUAGAGACUUAUUCAGAUGAGUUGCAACGGCUUGAAGCCCUGAACAAAUCUGGAUCGGAUCAAGAAAUGCGAGAUACUUACCCGGUUGCAGACGCUCGCAUGCCCGAUCGUCAGAGACAGACACAACGUGGCCCGGUAGAUUUGGCGAACGAAGAUAUCCAGGUGACCCAGGCGCAAGCAGAUGCUUUUGAAGAGCCUGAGUAUUCGCCGCCGGCUCCAGGUGUCCCCCCAAUGGCGAGGAGUGAGAAUCGCGAGAUUGCACCUGAACAUCGGAAUGGAGAUAAACGAAGGGGUCAGGAAGGUCAGCCCGCUUACCGGCCACCUCCUCAGCAUCAUCGUCGCAGAUCCAUAUCACCAGGAGACGAUGUGAGAGUUGUGCGCAACCAUAUCACGUCACCCGCCGCUCCGCAGCCCUCUCGAGUCUCUCCACUAGCUAUAGCCAAGGUUUCCUCCGUCCAUCAACCCAAACAUUCACGAAUAGUCUACAGCUCUGACCGAUUGCAGCCCGCGAGACAGGAUAUUCGGGGCAGCAGUCCCGAUGUUCCAGCCCAGCAGUUGAUGCCUAGGAAGCGCAGGAGGCUUCACGAUGACCGCAGUCGGCCACGCCAGGUAUCGUACAGAACACAAGCAGGUGGCAGUUCGGAAACUUUUAUUAAGGAAGAGCCUGUUUCACCGCCACCUUUUGCGGACACGCCGCCCAAAGUGCCGCCUCAAGAGAGGCCUAUCUACAUCGAUAUCUCCUCACCGCGUUAUACACCAAUGUAUGAGAGGGUCGAGCCAAUGGCGGCGCCUGUAUAUGAGGUUGAUCCUUACCACGAACCUCAUCUGGAGGCCGGCCUUCAGAGGACCACAUCGCGGCUCAGUGUCCGCCGGCCGAUCCGUGACGAUCAGGAUCUACGGAGGGUCGCCAGCUUACAUCAGGUUCGACAACCGGAAUAUACACGCGAAUACAUCGAACGACCUGGUUCUCGUUCGUUUCGUGCUGCAUCGUACGCCGUCCUUGAGCGACCGCCACCGGAAAGAAUUCGAUAUUACGACGAAGCGUCUCCCUCUUACGCCAGACAUUACGUCUCAGCCGGCGAAUCGCCGACGUCGCCACGUUACCAAGAGACUUAUAUUGACGCCGGUGCGAUGGCUCCUCCACCCCGCCGAAUUUUGAUCGAUGAGCAUGGCAAUCACUACCGCGAGAAGACUCCACCCAGGAUGCAGGCCAUGCCCCCGCCGAGUCGCAUUCCGCGGGGAGAUGUCUAUGAUGACGGUACACAGGUACGCCCCGCUGCUAGUGUCCGCGCAAUCUCCGUUGUCGAUGAUCCCUAUGGUGGUCGGAGAUAUGUUCAGGAAAUGCCGCCUCCUCCCACUGGUUAUCGACGGGUCACCGACUAUCCUCAUCCUGCUGCCAGCGAACGGCGCACCUUUGCGACCCCGCUCAUUGAGGAUCGCGAGCCCUACCCCCGCAGCAGUAGCGUGCAGGUUGCCGGCUAUCCCGCCCCACGUGCGACGUAUAUGGAGGAGGCGGACAUCCCGCGCGAGAGAAUCAUCAGGAUGCCAAGCGUACGACCUACUGCUGCUCGCUAUGAGGAGCCUCGCGAGAUGAUUCCUCGGAUUGGCAGCGUGCGCCCGGUUGAACGAGACGUAAGUGUUUAUGUAGAUGAUGAUGCUCGGCGGCCCAGGGAGUACAUUGAACGGCCCGUCUAUGUGGCACCCCGGCCGCUGACGAGGGAAGAACGAUACUAUGACGGAGAACCCGAGCGGGUUGUGCUUGAUGGGCGAGAGGCGGUUCACCGAGUUCCCCAGCGUUAUUGA